Cyanistes caeruleus (blue tit) is the source of this 2802-nucleotide messenger RNA. NCBI's taxonomy places the organism in Eukaryota, Metazoa, Chordata, Aves, Passeriformes, Paridae. The record is from RefSeq and is a predicted model, not a curated record.
UCUCUAUUUGUCCCCCCACAGUGGCUCUGGGUCGGAACCAACCCCUGAAGAAAGAGAAACCCAAAUGGAAGAGCGAUUACCCCAUGACGGACGGGCAGCUGCGCAGUAAGAGGGAUGAAUUUUGGGACACAGCCCCAGCUUUUGAGGGCAGGAAGGAGAUUUGGGAUGCCCUCAAAGCUGCUGCCCACGCCUUUGAGAGCAACGACCACGAACUGGCACAAGCCAUCAUCGACGGCGCAAACAUAACGCUACCCCAUGGUGCUCUUACGGAGUGUUACGAUGAACUGGGCAACCGCUACCAGCUCCCCGUCUACUGCCUUGCCCCACCCAUCAACAUGAUCGAGGAGAAGGGUGACCUGGAGACUCUGGAUAUUCCUGACCCCCCUCCCAACUCCGGGCACGAGUGCCAGCUGCGCCUGCGCCUGUCCACGGGCAAAGACCUGAAGCUGCUGGUGCGCAGCAUGGACACCGUGUACCACAUGAAGCGGCGGCUGCACGCCGUGGAGGGAGUGGAGCCGGGCAGCCAGCGCUGGUUCUUCUCUGGGAGGCCCCUGGCAGAUAAAAUGAAACUGGAGGAGCUGAAAAUCCCAAAGGACUACGUGGUGCAAGUCAUCGUGAGCCAGCCCUUAGCAAAUCCCACCCCGGUGGAAAACUGAUUUCUGCUCGUUCUGGUGGUUCUUCUCUCCUGCGUCUCUGUUGUGGGGUUUGUUUUCAGUGCCCUCUCUUCUCUUUGGGGUUGUCCUGCUCGUGGAUGGGUUGCAAGGAAUGACCAGCAAAAAAUUCCAUCUGUGAUGGAGAUCUGCAAAAACGUAAAAAUGUAACCUGGCCUCUGGGGUUUGCCUGAUCUCGUAUUGAACACGACAGCAAGAGCAGCAGGGCAAGGGCAAAGGGAAGGGAAAAGAGGGAGGGAAGAGAUUGUUCACUUAAUACAGACAUCUAAUGAUCCUGAAACCGUCAGUGGUGUCCUGAUCCCUGAGGCCAGAGCAACAGAGAGCACUUUUAUCUAAAAAAACCAACUUUGAACCGAAUCAAAUCUCCAGUUGUGUAUCAGCAGCACACACAGUUCCUGCAGGAAGGAGCCGGUCACGGGGAUCCCUCCGGCUCUGACGAGGCACAGCCAGCCCUGGGCAGUGGAGCUGGGCUGGGCUUUGCUCUCUGGCAGCUCCUGGUGAUGCUCAGAGCGAGCAAUUGUACAUUCCAAGGUGGCAGUGCAGCCCUGUGCCACCGCUGGCUCAGGCAAUAACUCAGCCCUGUCUGCUCUGUACUGUAAUUUCCUGCUCCAGCCCUGACUCAGCCUCAGUUCCUGCCCCGUGGGGCUGCUGAGCUCCUGUCCCUCGGAUCACGGAGAGGCUGAGCCCAGGUGAGCCAUGAGGAGCAGCCCCCCUGUCCCACAGCAUCCCAAAGGGACUGAAUUCCUGCCAGGAGCCGUGGGCUGCAGCUCCCUGUGCUCCCCUGCAGGGCUCAGAGCAUUGCAGCUCCCCUGCAGGGCUCAGAGCAUUGCAGCUCCCCUGCAGGUGCAUUGCAGCUCCCCUGCAGGGCUCAGAGCAUUGCAGCUCCCCUGCAGGUGCAUUGCAGCUCCCCUGCAGGGCUCAGAGCCUGCAGCAGGUGAGGAUGCUGGCAGCCUUUGGGGUGUCACUGGGAGCUGUGGUGACUCCCCAGGACAGCUGGAGCUGUCCUCACCUGCACAGAGCCUGGCCCUGGGCUCCCCCAGCCACUGCUUUCCCUUCAGAAUGUAACAGGGGCCCUUUCAGCACAUGACAAAUCCUUUUGUAGUCUCACUGACCUUUUUUGGGGCUGGGGGAUGCAGUUUGUUCCCCCAGCUGGAGCUGCUCUGUGUCACUGUGGCUGCUCUGCUCCCCUGCCUUUGGUGGAGGUCGAGGCCCUGCUCUUUUAAUCAUCAUUUCUGUUUGUUUGGGGUUUCAGCCAUCAUUGAAAUCACUUCUUCCAAAGUUAAAUGUGCUCUUAAUAUGGGGAAUAGCAGAUUUUUUAUAUUUUUUUCCCCCCUGGUUUCUGUCCUCCCUCUGUGAACUAAGUGAAACCUGGGGAUUCCUGUGACAAUUUUAAACUUCUGCUCCUUCAAGUCAUUCCACAGAAACCAAAUUUGGCACUCAGAAACCCUGAGUUUGCACCAGAGUCAGGAUGGUCAGGGACAUCCAGCAGGUGGAAGCAGAAUUUCAUUGAUGGUUGGGAAACAGAGCCACGUUCUGUUUGCAUUCCCCACCCCACCCCACCCAACUACAGCUUUUUUUUGGUCCUCAUUUUGUACCAAACCUGGGAGUUUGACAGCUCCACUGGCCCCUCUUGGUACAGGAUGCCUGAAAUGCAGUGGCACAGCUGUAGAAAGGAAAAUCCCUGUUCUCAUAAUCACCAAAGUGACUUGCUUUGCUUUCCUUUUUUCUCCUUUUUUCCUUUAUUUUUAAAAGGUGAAAGUGAGCUGAUCAAUACUAACCUAGAACAAGUUUUCUAUUGUGGAGGGUUUUUUUUUUUAAAUGCAAAUUUGAUUUACUGUACUUGAGGUUUUUUGCAGCCAAAUCUUUUUGCAUUCCAGGGGAGGGGGAAAUAUUUGCUACAUAAACAAGUCAAAAAUCUCUCUUGGGUUUUCUCUGGGCAAAGGAUGGGUUCAUGCCAGGAGGACACUACUUGUCUUAUAAAGCAUAAUUGAUAUGUCUGGAUAAAUCCUCUUUAUGGUGUCCUUUCCCUGCAGCCCCUCCUGGAAAGGGGGAAAAUUCUGAUGGAUUAAGGAGGAGCAAACCUGGAGCUGUGAACACUAAAACACUUUUUUUAUUAUUAUUAUUAUUAUUU